UUAGAAACAACAGAAUACUGUACUGAUUUGUAUUUUCGAAACUACUUUUCAUCCAUAUCUUCUCCCCAGUAGCUCAGCAAUCUCUGUCAGCCAUGUCGUCGACACAAGAAUGUCCUACUCGCAACCGUCGUGUCUACUUGGAUAACAACGCCACGACCCCAUACGCUCCUGAGGUGCGCGAGGUGAUUUCAUCUGCCCUAGCAGAACACUGGGAGAAUCCCAGCUGUGGCUACGAGGAGGGCUGUCGUGCAAAGGCCCUGCUGAUAGAGUCCAGAGCCAAGGUCGCCGCGGCAAUCGGCUGUCGCAAUGCGGACGAGGUCAUCUUUACCUCCGGCGGCACAGAAGCCAACAACUGGCUAGUGCGAUGCGUUGAACUGCAGCAGGCCUCUAGCAAGCAGCCAGUGCAUAUAGUGACGAGCAACAUUGAACAUCCGUCUGUCUCUCUGCCAAUCGGGGAUCUGUGCUCGCGCAAUCCGUCUGUCACAUGCACACACGUGCCAGCGGACGCGAGCAGCGGUGCCGUGCGUGUCGAGGACGUCGUAGCGGCGCUGACGCCGCUCACCGUCCUCGUCAGUGUGAUGCUCGCGAACAACGAGACGGGCGUGGUGCAGCCCAUCUCCGCCAUGUCCAGCGCCGUCCGUGCCUGGGCCGCGACCGCCGGCGUUCGACCCCCGCCGGCCGUUCACACCGACGCCGCGCAGGCCCUGGGGAAAAUCCCCGUCGACGUGGCGCGCCUCGGCGUCGACUUUCUGACCCUGGCCGGCCACAAGUUCUAUGGCCCGCGGAUCGGGGCGCUGUAUGCGCGCACGGGUGCUCCGCUGCGACUCCGUCCCAUGCUGCUCGGCGGCGGGCAGGAGGGCGGCUUGCGCUCCGGCACCGAGAACCUGGCCAUGGUGGCGGGCUUGGCGCGAGCGUGCCAGCUGGUGUCCGACGACCGGGAGCUCACCACUGCCAAGUGUAUGGCGGAGACCUGCUCUCAACUGCGCCGUGGAUUGUCGUCGGCGCUAGGCGAACGUGGCGUGCAGUUUAACUGCCGCAGUGCUGGUGCCGGUGCCGGUGCUGGUGGUGCUGGUGGUGCUGGUGGUGCUGGUGCUGGUGCUGGUGCUGGUGGUGCUGGUGCUGGUGCUGGUGGUGCUGGUGCUGGUGGUGGCGAUGGACUCGACGAUGACCCUACUGCUGCUGCUGCUGUUGGUGCCAACGUACUGCCGAACACGUGCAGCGUGGCCUUGCUGUGCAUUCCGGCGGCGUGCACUGGGCGCGACGUGCUCAGCCGGUGUCACCAUGUCGUGGCCGGCGUCGGCAGUGCCUGCCACACACACGCCAGCCAAGAUAGCGGUAGCAUCACUGGCAGCAGCAAUGCGGGAACGGGCAGCAGCAACACAGGAACGGGCACGAGCAAUACGGGAACGGGCAGCACGCUGACACGCAGCGGGGUGUCGGCAAACGCGGCUCGCUGCACGCUGCGACUCAGCACGGGUCGCUACACCAGCAGUGAUGACAUUGCCGUUGCAGUGGCGGAUAUUGUGCAAGCGGUGCAACAGCUACAGAGCGAAUACGAAUCUGCAUAGCGAUGCCAUAGUCUGCUGAAUCGUUUACUGUCAGCACGGGCCGCUAUACCAGCAGCGAUGACAUCGCCAUGGCAGUGGCGGAUAUUGUGCGAGCAGUGCAACAGCUACAGGGCGAAUACGGAUCUGCAUAGCGACACGAUAUUCUGCUGAAUCAUUUCCCCCUGUCAGCAGGCUGAGUUAUUAUAGUUUUUAGUGCAAAGCAGUGUCCGUUGACGUGCAGAAGUGCUCUAGCAAGUUUAGUGUCUGCAUUUCCUGUUUUUCUGUACUGGAAACGUUUAGUCCUUUCACAUGUGGCAAACCAUGGCAGUAUGUUUGGUUCGAGUGGCCACCAUCGCGCAAACUGUAUCCUCGGGAUGAUGAUAUCUGUGGCCUCGCUUCAGUUAAUUUUGCAGAUAUAUUCCCAGUAAGCCAUGAACGGAGAUCCCCUCGACUAACUUAUGCCUCGGCAUUUGGGGAAUCCAUAAAUAAAUAAAUAGAAAAUUUUAAAAAAAGUU
Sycon ciliatum is the source of this 2062-nucleotide messenger RNA. RefSeq names its product selenocysteine lyase-like. The transcript has 2 exons. The coding region runs from base 93 to 1568 and encodes 491 amino acids. The record is from RefSeq and is a predicted model, not a curated record. NCBI's taxonomy places the organism in Eukaryota, Metazoa, Porifera, Calcarea, Leucosolenida, Sycettidae.